AUGCAUCAAGAUCCCAAUGACACUAUGCAGUCAGGCAUAUCAGACAUACCCCCCACGCAACCCGUCGUGGAGCACGACCCAAAACACCCAUCACAGCCCUCAACACGCACCCCAGAAGCCAUGCAACAGCCGCCUGAGUCCCCAAGACACACUUCAGAAGCCAUGAAGCAGCCUGAGUCACCGAAACACAUCUCAGAAGGCAGGAAACCUCCGUCUGAGCCCACAGAAGACAUGAAGCAGCCAUCUGAGCCUCCAAAACGCACCUCAUAUGCCCCAAAGCCCACCUCGUCAACGCUGAACGACUCCGCCUUCACACCGCUGUCAAUGCGAGCCCUCUACUACACCCCGGACGGAGCAGACAGCGACACACCGGACGGGAUCCCGGAAGGAGAAAUCAGCGACGCCAUCUCACCCGACACAAGCACCAGCAUCGUCCGCCAGAAAGGGACGAACCUCGUCUUCGAUCCUGGGUUCCCAACCCCACAGCCCUCCCCCUCAGCAAUACCUGCUGAAGAUCUCCACAGCAGCCUUCUGUCACGACGAGAUCCUCUCUGCGGGACAAUCAUCAGCACGCCACGCGAAGACGACGAGCGGGAAGAAGGCCCGAAGUUCAAGAUCGGCGAUGUAGUCUUCGGUGUGGUGAGCUAUACGCGUGACGGCGGAGCCGCAGACUACGCAGUUGCAACUGAGAGCGAGCUAGCGCUGAAACCGGAUAAUAUCACUGUUGCUGGAGCAGCAGCGCUUGCGUUACCAGCAUUGACAGCUUGGCAGGCCCUUUUUCGAUAUGCCGGGCUUGAUCCCGACGUGCCGGGCGGGCUGAGCGAGGUCAGUGAGGAGCUCGGGGGUGGGAAUGGGAUGGGGGGCUGGCUUUGGCAGCGUCAACGCCGCCAGUCUGUGCUCGGUAGCCAGGAUUAUGGCUACGGGCACCGCAAAAGCACAGUCGCCAGUAACGGCGGUCUGCUAGAGGGGACAACCAGUGGUAAUGGUAAUGGGAACGGGAACGGGCGUUGGAUCUGGCAGUGGAAUCGCGGCGGCUCGAAACCGAAUGGCAAUGGUAAUGGCACCGCCAAUGGGAAUGACGCUGACAUUGACCACAUCCCUCCCGGUGCUAGAGCGGCCAACCCCACUCGCAGUCAUAUGAAUGUGCGUCGCGAGAGCCUAAUGAGUCUCCUCAGCGGUAAUCCCAGCGGCAAGAAAACCAUUCAUCGUGCCGCCAGCACAAUUGACCCCAAUCCCAAGCGUACUGUCCGUCGAAGCAGUUUAAUCGGCCUGAUCAAAGGCAGCACCGACCCUCCAGCUACUCGUGCUGCCAGCACAGUCGAUUCCGCAGCUAAUGGCGAUGCCGACAACAAUACCCGUGGCGCCAGCCUCAACCGCACCAACGGCAACGCUACCCCUGGACGGCGUGCCAGCCUGCUAGGAAGCAUAAUUGGCAACGCGAAUACCAACGGCAACGGGAGGCAAAAACCGCCUAAGAUCCGAGUCCUCGUCACCAACGCCCGUAGCAACGAUAUCGGCCGCAUUGCGGUACAGAUCCUGCGAGCUGAUUCGCUCUUCCCCGCGCCCGUCCGGCCGUGGAUCUGUGUAACCUGCACGCAAGUCGAAGCCGACAUCAUUGAGAAGGACUGGGAAGUGGACGAGAUAGUCAUCAUCCCGCACCUCCCCUCACGGGAGGAGUGUAAUAUCGAGAAGGUGUUCCGCGCGCGCCGCUGGGAGCCGGUUGAUAUCGUGCUUGACUGUUCCGGCGGCGAAGUAUUCCGCGCGGCUCAUGCUGCGGGUGUUGUUAAGGACUAUGGGGCUGUGUUGACUGUUGUGGAUGGCCAGGUUGCGCUGCAGUCUCCGCUUGUUCCUGAGAAUGAUGUUCUGGGCGAGAGGAGGCGUGGGAUUAAGAGCCGGUUUGUGCCUGUUAAUCCUGACGGGGCGGCUAUGGAGCGGAUUGCGGAGUUGGUUGAGGAGAGUCUGGUCCGGGGGAGGGAGAUUACGGUUGUUGAUAUUCCCCGUGCGGCGGAUCUGUUGGCUGCUGGAGCUGCUGGGACGGCGGGGAGUCGACGUGGUGGGAUGGUAGUUGUUAGGGUUAAUAGUGUUUAG
Molecule: messenger RNA, 2088 nt
Organism: Penicillium mononematosum
Lineage: Eukaryota; Fungi; Ascomycota; Eurotiomycetes; Eurotiales; Aspergillaceae
Exons: 2
Coding region: 1-2088 (695 amino acids)
Source: RefSeq, a predicted model, not a curated record